Messenger RNA from Pteropus alecto (black flying fox), 1495 nucleotides. RefSeq names its product solute carrier family 23 member 2. The record is from RefSeq and is a predicted model, not a curated record. Gene Ontology annotation, molecular function: transmembrane transporter activity. Gene Ontology annotation, biological process: transmembrane transport. The transcript is spliced from 9 exons. The coding region runs from base 47 to 1495 and encodes 482 amino acids. Gene Ontology annotation, cellular component: membrane. NCBI's taxonomy places the organism in Eukaryota, Metazoa, Chordata, Mammalia, Chiroptera, Pteropodidae.
CAUUCUUCAGGGAGGGACAUUUGCUUUUGUGGCACCCUCCCUGGCCAUGCUCUCUCUUCCCACCUGGAAGUGCCCUGAGUGGACAUUCGAUGCCAGCCAAGUGAAUACCAGCUCUCCUGAAUUCAUCGAGGAAUGGCAGAAGAGGAUCCGAGAGUUGCAGGGAGCCAUCAUGGUCGCUUCCUGUGUCCAGAUGCUGGUGGGCUUCUCCGGCAUCAUUGGCUUUCUCAUGCGCUUCAUCGGUCCCUUGACCAUUGCUCCGACCAUCUCCCUGGUGGCCCUGCCUCUCUUCGAUUCUGCGGGCAGUGAUGCCGGGUCCCACUGGGGGAUCGCUGCCAUGACCAUCUUUCUCAUUGUACUGUUUUCUCAGUACAUGAAAAACAUCGCCCUGCCCGUGCCGGUUUGUGGACGAGAGAAGCGUCACACCGCUAAGUUCUACCUGUUUCAGAUCUUCCCCGUGCUGCUGGCGCUCUGCAUCUCCUGGCUCCUCUGCUUCGUGCUCACAACCACCAACACCUUCCCCUCGGCCCCCACAGCCUAUGGGUACCUGGCCCGCACCGAUACCAAAGGCAGCGUCCUGAGCCAGGCCCCGUGGUUUCGCUUCCCUUACCCAGGACAGUGGGGCCUCCCCACCGUCAGCCUGGCUGGGGUGUUCGGGAUCAUCGCCGGGGUGAUCUCCUCCAUGGUGGAGUCAGUGGGUGAUUACUACGCCUGCGCCCGGCUGGUGGGGGCCCCGCCCCCUCCGAAGCAUGCCAUCAACCGCGGCAUCGGCAUUGAGGGCCUGGGCUGCCUGCUGGCGGGGGCCUGGGGGACAGGGAACGGCACCACCUCCUACAGCGAGAAUGUCGGGGCGCUGGGUAUUACCAGGGUGGGGAGCAGGAUGGUGAUCGUCGCCGCGGGCUGCGUGCUGCUCCUGAUGGGCGUCUUUGGGAAGAUAGGGGCUGCGUUUGCCACCAUCCCAACCCCCGUGAUCGGAGGCAUGUUCCUGGUGAUGUUCGGGGUCAUCACCGCCGUAGGGAUUUCCAAUCUGCAGUACGUGGACAUGAACUCAUCCAGGAACAUCUUUGUCUUCGGCUUCUCCAUCUACUGUGGGCUCGCCAUCCCCAACUGGGUGAACAAGAACCCCGAAAGGCUCCAGACAGGGAUUCUCCAGCUGGACCAGAUCAUCCAGGUGCUGCUGACCACGGGCAUGUUUGUCGGUGGAUUUCUGGGCUUUCUACUGGACAACACCAUCCCCGGCAGUCUGGAGGAGAGAGGCCUCCUGGCGUGGAUUCAGAUCCAGGAGUCUGAAGAGUUGACGAAGGCCUUGGAGGUCUACGGCCUCCCCUGCGGGAUCGGCACCAAGUUCGGCACCAAGUCCUCCUGCGUCCAGUGGCUCCCCUUCUGGCCCAGACUGGAGCACGAUGGGAAAGGAGCAGCGGGAGUGAGCCAGCUGUCACUCUGCCCCCAGGAUUCCUCAGGAGAGCACCAAAAAGGUGCCGCAGAAACCAGGAUGUGA